AUGACAGCGAGGCUUCUCUUGGAAGCUCGAGCUGACGUGGACAAGGAAGGCUUCGACAUCGAUGGUUGCACGCCCCUGGUUGCGGCUGCGCACCGCGACCAUGACGCAAUCGUGGAGCUCCUGAUCGCAGCACGUGCUGACGUUGACAAACAGCCCGAUUGGUACAACUCUGCGCUCAGCUACGCGAGUCGGGGAGGCAGCGAUGGCAUGUUGCGAAUGCUGCUUGAAGCAGGAGCGGACCCCGAGCGAGAAGAUUGCAAGUCUUUGGUGAUGCGCGGGGAGUACGAGGAGGCUAUGCGGCUUCUGAAGGAAGCUGCAGCGGAGGAGAAGGCCCGCAUGGCUGCUUAG
This is a messenger RNA of Symbiodinium pilosum, 348 nucleotides long. The record is from the annotation of a GenBank genome assembly. NCBI's taxonomy places the organism in Eukaryota, Dinophyceae, Suessiales, Symbiodiniaceae.